AUGGUUGUCGAGUCAAUUUCAAUACCACCACUUCGUAGAACUUCUUUAAAAACCCCAAUUACGCCCUUGACGCCUGCAGAAGAUAAUCCAAUUUCACUCAAAGUUUCAAAAAUUUUAAUUUGCCCUAUCGAUGACAGUAAAACCAAAUCUGCAUUGGAAGCACUUUCGGAAUUUUAUACUUCAAAUUCUGUAGUUGAACGUAGAAAUUUGAGAGGAAAUAUCGAACAAAAAGCUAUCGAAACCAAUAGAAAUUUUCUUGAGAUUUUUGGUAAAGUUACGGAGCAAUUAGCAGCUAUAGAAUCGGAAAUUAAGAGCAUGAACAAUUUUUGUGAUGAGAUUAGCAAAAGCCUGGAUUCUGCAAAUCGUAAAACUGCGUUAUUAUUGGAACAAAGCGACA
Messenger RNA from Racocetra fulgida, 397 nucleotides. The record is from the annotation of a GenBank genome assembly. Lineage: Eukaryota; Fungi; Glomeromycota; Glomeromycetes; Diversisporales; Gigasporaceae.